Molecule: messenger RNA, 1932 nt
Organism: Coccinella septempunctata (seven-spotted ladybird)
Lineage: Eukaryota; Metazoa; Arthropoda; Insecta; Coleoptera; Coccinellidae
Exons: 3
Coding region: 89-1735 (548 amino acids)
Source: RefSeq, a predicted model, not a curated record
AGCUCUUCAUUACCAUGUUUAUAAUUUUUUUUAAGCGAAACAGAAUAACAAUAGUGGAGAUUGAUUUUGAAUCGUGACUUAUUAUAAAAUGAGAAUUCUACGUUUUGGAAUUAAAGAAAACCACUGCGGGUCAUGUCAAAAGGCAUUUUGUUGUUUCAGUUGUCGAUCGAAACAUGAAAAUAUUGUCCACCAGAGUUACCAGAAGAGCGGAACAGAAUCGAUACGAAAAGUUUUGGCACCAAUCCGUAAUGGAACCUUUCAGUCGAAUAACAGCCUUGCUAAGAUUCCAGAAUUAGCCCAGUUGAAGAGCUUUCAGUCGAAAAUCCCGAUAAACGAUAGAAAAAAGAAUUCGAUAGUUGUUUACAAAGAUCAUUCUCAGUUGAAUGACCAACUGAAAAUUCAUGACACGGAGAAAUCCAGUAAAAUAGUGAAAGAUUCUUUCACUCAACAAGAUUAUAACUCUAAAAAUGACGUUUUGACUGAUGAACACUCAAUUCAUCAAGAAAAUAAAAGAAACAUACCAUUUAUUUCUGAAAAAGAUUUCAACGUAACAGUUGAUGUUGGAAAUAGUUUGGUGUCAUUUGUGAUAUUUUCAGAAGAGAAAAAAGAAAAUAUACCACCCCAACAAAUUUUAGAUACUACCAAUUAUCACAUAACGACGGCUGGAAAUACUCCUCCUAGAAUAAACACUGAAGACUUGGAAAAUCUUAAAAGUGCUGACUCUGUAAUUGAAGUGCAAUCUUCGCUGGACCAAGAUUCCUCAAUUUAUUGCGCUUGUUCCGAAAAUUUGGUGAAAUCCGACGUCAAUUCCAAUUGGAGCAGCGCCCUAUCGGCGAUGUGCGAUUUGAGCAACAACGAAAUAAAAGAAAUUUCGGAGAAUAGUUCGAUCUAUUUCGCAUGUUCGGAAUUUUUGUCAAGAGAAUUAUCUGGUAAAACAUGCCCUAAGACUGACUGCGAUAUGGAAGGCUUCAAGACGUUCGAAGAAAAUUCCAAGCUCGCUAGCACAAAAUUACAAAUGACUGUAUCUUUCGCGAAAGAAGUAUUUGAAUCUGAGAACCGCACGAAAAUUGAGUGUGAUUCCACUGAAUAUUUGACACCCAGCCUCGAGGAAAAUACGGACGCUGGGGUUUUUUCAAUAAACGAAAGUGUUGAAACAGAUAACAGCACCGAAACAAUAACAAGCGACUUUUGCAGUGAGCCUGUUUCAGUUAUUUUUGAUGAAUGCAGUUCGGUAAACCUAGAACCGCCAGAACGACGUGAAUAUCUGAGUGAUUGGGUCAGGGCAUGUGCAACACAAACCUCUGUGAAUUCAAGUAUAAGCUCGUUGCUGGAUAUCUCGGGAGCUGAUAAGGAAAACUGCGGAACUGCCAUAGAAGUCAUUCCUCCAGUGUUCGAACAUGUUCCUGUGACCAACGAACAUAGGUUACCAAUUGCUCAGCCCACUUAUGUAGUAAAUGGCGACCGUUCUCUUUGGCAGUCGUUCUCGAAUUCUCUGCAGCGGGCAUACAAUUCAACGAAAGAAAUAUGUACUAACAUAGGACGUAAAAAUAAGUCCAAACGUGGACUGGAUGACAUAUCAGAGGACCAACCUAAACCUAAGCGUCCAAAGGUUCUCUGCAGACCUCCCAUUAGGGACAACCCAAAGGUUAUCUUCCGGCAAGAUGGCGAUUUCCGAAGACCUGUAAUUGCCUACGAUAAAGGAACUCAAACUGAUGGAGAUUCAAUCUUCUAUUAAUUUUCCAGUUAUGGUGUGAAUAAUAUGAUCAAAAUGACACACAAAAAUUGAUAUAUGUUUUUUGACUAUUUAUAUCAUUAUUUAUUCUAUAAUAAAUAAAUUCUUUCUGUUUUUAUUCGUAUCUAUCAAUUUGUCAGUGCAUAUCUGUGUUGAUGAUGUCUGUUUUUGAUUAACGAAAUAUAAAACUUAUAUUUUCA